Messenger RNA from Anopheles bellator, 1260 nucleotides. Its product is annotated as phenoloxidase-activating factor 2-like. The transcript has 5 exons. Gene Ontology annotation, molecular function: serine-type endopeptidase activity. NCBI's taxonomy places the organism in Eukaryota, Metazoa, Arthropoda, Insecta, Diptera, Culicidae. The coding region runs from base 1 to 1260 and encodes 419 amino acids. The record is from RefSeq and is a predicted model, not a curated record. Gene Ontology annotation, biological process: proteolysis.
AUGAAGCAGUUUGCGAUCCGUUCUUUUCUGCUGUACCGGUGCCUUUGUAUCGUCGGCUGCAUCACGGUGAAGGACGGCGCACCGCGGUCCUUUAACUUUCCCCAAGAAGGAGAAGCACCCGGCAAUGAUCUCCUCACGCGACAAGCCACGAACGUGAGCACCGGCAUUACGAGCGGCGUCCUGACGGGCACCGUUCCACUGCCAACGACGGGCGUUAUCGCUCCGAAUAUCGUUAAUACAGGCGGCCAAACGUGCAUCUGCGUCCCGACGGGGCGUUGCAACACAACGGGCACUUCAACGGGCACCGAUGGCGCUGGACAGCUGGACGUGAGAAUCGUAACCAACGCUGGGGCCGCACCUGUAAGCACCACCGCAACGACUACCACGACCACCGCAACCCCGAUCCCGAACAUCAAUGUGAAUAUUGUCUCACCGACGAGCUGUGCUACGGGCCUUGAACGGUGCUGUAUGGCCGGAGGCUACCAAUGCGGACUACAGUAUCCGCCGGUUGCGACGGCUCCGGCCGUUUUUGCCAACCAGGCCGCCUACGGUGAGUAUCCGUGGCAGGUGGUUCUUCUCGGCCCGGGCGAUGUGUACGUCGGGUCGGGCGUUUUGAUCGACAACCUGAACGUGCUGACGGCAGCCCACAAAAUUUCCGACUACACGUCCGGCGCCCGGGCAUUGAAGGUGCGUCUCGGAGAGUGGGACGCUGCGUCGACCACUGAAUCGCUGCCGGUGCAAGAUUUCACCGUCGCCCGAUACUUCGUGCACCCGAACUUCACGGUGGCCAACCUGCGGAACGACAUUGCCGUGCUGCGUCUCUCCACAGUGGUAAAUCUCGGUGUGACACCAACUAUCGCCACGGCUUGCCUGUCCACUGCAUCGUUCGUCGGAAACCGCUGUUGGGUUUCCGGCUGGGGUCGGAACGAUUUCACGAGCGGUGCAUACCAAGCGAUACCAAAAGAGGUCGAUGUGCCCAUAGUGGCCUCGGCCAACUGUCAGACGGCCUUGCGAACGACACGCCUAGGGCCGAACUUUGUGCUCGAUCCAACCAGCUUCCUGUGUGCAGGCGGGGAACAGGGUAAGGAUGCGUGCACGGGCGACGGUGGCUCACCGCUGGUGUGUGCCUCCAGUGGACGCUGGUACGUGGUGGGCCUGGUGGCCUGGGGUAUCGGGUGCGGCAGCAACGGUAUCCCGGGUGUGUACGUUAACGUUACUUCGUACAUUCCAUGGAUUACUACCAUCUUAGCAACGGUGUAA